AUGGUGAGAUUUUUGAAUUUGAUCAAGCCUGUUAUGUUUUUAUUACCAGAGGUUCAGUCUCCAGAUAGAAAGUUACCAUUUAAAGAGAAAUUAUUAUGGACUGCUGUUUCUUUGUUUGUUUUUUUGAUAUGUUGUCAAAUACCAUUGUAUGGUAUCGUCACAAGUAAAUCUAGUGAUCCUUUUUAUUGGAUGAGAGUUAUAUUAGCUUCUAACAGAGGUACUUUAAUGGAAUUAGGUAUAUCUCCUAUUGUUACUAGUGGUAUGGUUAUGCAAUUAUUGGCAGGUUCUAAGAUUAUAGAUGUUGAUCAGAGCUUGAAAGAAGAUCGUACAUUAUUUCAAGGAGCACAGAAGUUAUUAGGAUUAUUGAUUACCUUAGGUGAAGCUAUAGCAUAUGUGAUAAGUGGAAUUUAUGGAAAUAUAUCUGAGAUAGGUACUGGACAUGCCAUAAUAAUUAUACUUCAGUUAUUUUUUGCCGGUGUUGUAGUUAUAUUAUUAGAUGAAUUAUUGCAGAAGGGAUAUGGAUUAGGUUCUGGUAUUUCAUUAUUUAUAGCAACGAAUAUAUGUGAAACAAUUAUGUGGAAAUCUUUUAGUCCUACAACAAUAAAUACAGAUAAAGGAAUAGAAUUUGAAGGUGCAAUAAUAUCAUUAAUUUAUUGUUUAUUUACAGAAUCAAACAAAAUAUCUGCAUUGAAAAAAGCUUUUUAUAGAACACAUGCACCUAAUGUUACUAAUUUGUUAGCUACCAUAUUAGUGUUUUUGAUUGUUAUAUAUUUACAAGGAUUUAGAGUUGAUUUAUCUGUUAAAUAUCAGAGCGUAAGAGGACAACAAGGAACUUAUCCUAUAAAAUUGUUUUAUACUAGUAAUAUACCCAUUAUAUUACAAACAGCUUUGGUAUCGAACUUAUACUUCUUUUCUCAGAUUUUAUAUAAAAGAUUUAAGAAUAGUAUCUUAGUGAAUUUAUUAGGACAAUGGCAAGAAGUAGAAUCGAGUGGUACAUCUAUACCUAUUGGAGGUUUAGCAUAUUAUAUAUCACCACCUAAUUCUUUUGCAGAUAUCACAAAUGAUCCAUUCCAUACAUUGGUAUAUAUAUCAUUUGUAUUAAUUGCCUGUGCUUUUUUUUCGAAAACUUGGAUUGAAGUAUCAGGAAGUUCAGCUAAAGAUGUAGCAAAACAAUUAAGAGAUCAACAAAUUGGAAUGAGAGGAUUCAGAGAUACACCUACAUCCUUAACACGUGUAUUUAAUAGAUACAUCCCAACUGCUGCAGCUUUUGGUGGAAUGUGUAUUGGAGCUCUAACAAUUCUUGCUGAUUUUCUUGGAGCUUUAGGAAGUGGUACAGGUAUAUUAUUAGCAGUAACAAUAAUUUAUCAGUUUUAUGAGAUGUUAGUAAAAGAACAAGAAAAAGCAGCAUCAUUAUUUUAG
Plasmodium reichenowi is the source of this 1419-nucleotide messenger RNA. Its product is annotated as protein transport protein SEC61 subunit alpha, putative. The coding region runs from base 1 to 1419 and encodes 472 amino acids. Gene Ontology annotation, molecular function: transmembrane protein transporter activity; signal sequence receptor activity; ribosome binding. The record is from RefSeq and is a predicted model, not a curated record. Gene Ontology annotation, cellular component: Sec61 translocon complex; membrane. Gene Ontology annotation, biological process: SRP-dependent cotranslational protein targeting to membrane, translocation; post-translational protein targeting to membrane, translocation. The transcript has 2 exons. Lineage: Eukaryota; Apicomplexa; Aconoidasida; Haemosporida; Plasmodiidae.